Carassius auratus (goldfish) is the source of this 531-nucleotide messenger RNA. It is a transcript of the gene ripply2, whose product is annotated as ripply transcriptional repressor 2. Gene Ontology annotation, biological process: embryonic pattern specification; negative regulation of transcription by RNA polymerase II. The record is from RefSeq and is a predicted model, not a curated record. NCBI's taxonomy places the organism in Eukaryota, Metazoa, Chordata, Actinopteri, Cypriniformes, Cyprinidae. The coding region runs from base 59 to 370 and encodes 103 amino acids. Gene Ontology annotation, cellular component: nucleus. The transcript is spliced from 3 exons.
GAGUCCGAGCAUCAUUCCGCUCAGAGUUUACUCUUCAGCUUCUCUUUCCUCCGACACGAUGGAGAAAGUCCCCUUCACGCACGGAUUCAGCUCUGAAACCAGCGCGACGCGACCCUGGAGACCCUGGAUCCACAGAAACAACGCUUCGAAGCCUUAUGAGAGAGCAUCAUCUGAGCAGCUCCUGAAAGCGCCUGAGGUCACACACCCCGUCAAGUUGUUCUGGCCCAGAUCUCGCUGUUUCGAUUACCUGUACCUGGACGCCGAGGUCCUCCUGCGCAGUUAUCCGGUUCAGGCCACUAUCUGUCUGUGUGAGGACUCAGAGAGCGAGGAUGAGGAGGAGGAUGAAGAGCACGAGAAGAACCUCAGCUGAAGACCUUCAUCACUUCAUUUAUUCCAUGCAUGUACAUAGUUGUGAAUAUGUGUAUAAAACUAGAAGUUGACAUGUAAAUAUUUUAUUUUUUAGUAUUUAUGUUAAAUUAUUCUACAUGCCAGCUGUAACUUAUUUCCUAUGAAUAAAUAUUUGAAAUAUUA